AUGAUCGUAAUGGAACUGAUUAAUGGUGGAGGUCUUGAUCACUAUCUACAAAAAAAUCCUAAUAUUCAUCCACAAAUGAAAACAUUUUACGCAGCCAACGUAGCGUUUGGCUUGGUAUACUUGCACAGUAAAAGGUGUAUGCAUAGAGAUGUGGCAUGCCGCAAUUGUCUCAUCGACGAGAAAAACAACAUCGUUAAAAUUUCCGAUUUUGGUCUAUCGAAACAAGGAGACUCUUACAAAGUUCCUGAAGAAGAGAAGCUGGCCAUACGAUGGUAA
This is a messenger RNA of Ostertagia ostertagi, 276 nucleotides long. Lineage: Eukaryota; Metazoa; Nematoda; Chromadorea; Rhabditida; Trichostrongylidae. The record is from the annotation of a GenBank genome assembly.